Molecule: messenger RNA, 1647 nt
Organism: Cladophialophora yegresii CBS 114405
Lineage: Eukaryota; Fungi; Ascomycota; Eurotiomycetes; Chaetothyriales; Herpotrichiellaceae
Exons: 3
Coding region: 1-1647 (548 amino acids)
Biological process (GO): xenobiotic detoxification by transmembrane export across the plasma membrane
Molecular function (GO): fluconazole transmembrane transporter activity
Source: RefSeq, a predicted model, not a curated record
AUGACAGCCAUCAGAGACACUCCUGCCGGCCAAUUCCUGCGCCUUGUAGGCUUCAAGUCAUGGCUCUACUACCCAGAGGAGGUGACGGGAGUUGAACUGCCCAACCUACCGUUCGUAUCUGAGGAGCAACUCCCUGCCCCCGACAUCGAGAAGGACAUCGAGAAGAGCCUGUCGACAGUCUCCCUCCGACUAUCGACUCCGCCGGAUGAACACUCGAGCGCCAUGUCCCAGAAGGUGCUUGCAGAGCCCAUUGUCGUCUCAUUCUCAGAAGGCGACCUGGAGAACCCACGGAACUGGUCUAGUAUGAAGAAGGCCUGGACCGUCACCAUCGUCAACGUCUACACCUUUGUGGUCUACUGCACCGCAUCUAUCAUCACACCGACCGCGGGAUAUAUCGUACAGAGAUAUGGCGUCUCGGUCGUUGUCGCCAGUCUAGGUCUAUCUAUGUACGUGGUUGGCUAUGGAAUCGGUCCCAUGUUCUUCUCACCUCUCAGCGAAGUCCCCAGUAUAGGACGGAAUCCACCGUACCUAUACUCAUUUAUCGCCUUCCUUGUGGUUUCGAUCGGUCUAGCAUGCGUCGACACCUUUCCCGGUAUUAUCAUCCUUCGGUUCCUCCAGGGCUGGUUCGGCAGCCCAUGUCUGGCCAGUGGUGCCGCCUCCAUCGAAGACGUCUACGACAUGUACAGCGCCCCGUACGGCUACAUCUGUUGGGUCGCCGCCAUGUAUUGCGGCCCAGCCUUCGGACCUCUUAUGGCCGGCUACGCCAUCGACUCCAACUGGCGGUGGCCGUUCUACGAGGCCGUCAUUAUGGGCGGUACUGUGCUUCUAUUCCUCCCUUUGCUCCCGGAAACCUCUCCCCAGACGAUCCUCCUUAAUCGAGCAAAGCGCCUACGCAAGACCACCGGCAACAACGCCUAUAAAGCGCCCUCGGAACUUACGCCACUCGCGUUCGGCCAGAGGCUCCACGAAGCUCUCAACAAACCCCUCGAGAUUACCGUGAAAGAUCCCGCGAUCCUGUACGCCUGUGUCUACGGCUCUAUCGUCUAUGCAACGUACUACUCCUUCUUCGAAGCGUUCCCGCUCGUGUAUCUCGGCACAUACCGCAUGUCGCUAGGCAGUAUGGGCCUAAUCUUCACUUCCCUCACCGUCGGCUGCGUCUGCGGCCUGGUCAUCUACCUCAUCUACAUCACAUACUUCUUCAUCCCGCGCGCCCGAGCCCAUCACGCGGCCAAAGGCGAAUCCAUCGCCCAAGAACAGUGGCUCCUACCUGGCCUUUUCGGCGUCUGGGGUCCUCCUGUCGGAUUGCUCCUCUUCGCCUGGACAGCCAAGUCGUCGAGCCACUGGAUCGUUCCCACGACCGGGAUCUUCAUCUUUGCCUUUUCGACCUUCUUCAUCUUCCAGGCUUUGAUCUGUUACGUCCCGCUCUCCUACCCCCGCUACGUCGCUUCCCUGUUCGCAGCCAACGACUGCGCGAGAUCUCUCCUCGCGGCCGCCUUCGUCCAGUUCUCCCGCCAGAUGUACAUGAACCUGGGCAUCGACAAGGGCGUCACCCUGGUCGCCGGCCUGAGCGUCGUUGGCAUCGGCGGCAUGUAUGGACUAUAUUUCUACGGGGCACGACUCCGGGCUCGGAGCAAGUUUGCUGGGUGA